GAUCCCUUAAGUAUUGCUGCAAGCGUCAUUGCCGUGGCCGGCCUGGCCUACUCCAGCACCCAGACCCUCUAUCAGACCAUCUCUGCCAUCCAAGAUGCGCCCGAAGUCUUUGCUCACUUGAAGACCGACAUCGAGACACUCAACGAAACCAUCCGUUCCCUGCAGGAAGAGCUCGAGAAGAAGGACGCCGAUGCGGGCCUCUCCGACGCGCAAAAGUCCAACCUGCGUGAGAUAAAGCCUACUUUGGAAGCAUGCUAUGGUGCUUGCGAUACAUUCAAAGCCAGGGUUGAUAGAGUCAUGCGUCAUUCCAAGGAUGGUCAUACCAGCUUGUGGGACAGGCUCAAGCUGCAGUUCCAGGAAAAGGAGAUUGGGGGCUUCCAAGCGCGUCUGGCUAGCUACAAAUCCACGCUUGCCAUCGCUCUUGAUUUCUGUACCCUCAAAACCGCUUCGGAUAACCUUGAUGCAACAAAAGAUCUUGAAGCGAAGAUCGAGGCAACCACUGCCCUCCUCACAGGGCAAAUGCAAGGCCUCCAGAUCGGCAUGCAAGCCAUUCUUGAUGGAAGCUCCGUGGUCGAAGAGCCCGACGAUGCCGGUCCUCGGAGCCGGCUCACGAAGACCCAGCAGUCCGAGGUUCUGCAGGCCAUUGAGCGGCAAACGGUUGCACUCAGCCACUGCUAUCGGGCUUGCAUGGCAGCAUUCAAAGAGACAACGAAGGCGACAGGCCACGAGUAUAAGUUUGUGAAAGCGUCCAAAGAAGCGAGGCUACUCAUGGGCGACCUAGGCAGUGUGGCGGGGGGUGCGCUACACAAGUACAGCAACAUCGAGGUUG
This is a messenger RNA of Aaosphaeria arxii CBS 175.79, 829 nucleotides long. RefSeq lists its product as uncharacterized. Lineage: Eukaryota; Fungi; Ascomycota; Dothideomycetes; Pleosporales. The annotation marks the transcript as partial. The record is from RefSeq and is a predicted model, not a curated record. The transcript has 2 exons.